UAUAUUGUGAGAGUUAUAAAGAUGAGCAGUAGACAAGGCUGGUUACGGCUAGAAACAUGGAGUCCAGGACGCUGCUACAUGCAAGUCUAACUUUGUUAAUCCUCUUUACCAGCGGCAUCGGAGGACACAUCGAAAAUGGCUCUCAUCUGAAAAUGGAUCAGGCUUUGCUCAUAUUUCAUAACCAGCUGACUGAAGAAGUGCAUGCUUCCUACACAUCAGAUUACUGCUACAAGUGUUUGUACCAACAUUUGGUCACAGUGAAACCCAACAACAAUAAUGCAUCUGCAAUAAUCAGCACCAAAUUUACUCUGACAGUACAAGUGGAAUCACAAACCAGGAAUGCAACCUUUUGCAGAUGGAGUCAAACGUAUGAGGAAGGUGGUCACUACUCUAUUUGGAUUUACACCCUAGAUGCAAAUAAUCGCAGCUGCACUCGCAUUGUGGAUAGAAGACCAAAUAAUGCCUAUCUGCCUAUUUUGGUGGCAGCACUCCUGCUGGCUGUAAUCGCUCUGUUAUUCGUUGUGAUACCCUACAUCUGCAGGAGGCGUUGUACAUCAAAAUUUAUAAAGACUAUUUGCUGCCAAGGCCCACAGCAUUCAGAAGAGAAUGAAGAAUCACAUGCUAGUGAAACUGCACACGGUGCUGUUAAAGCUAAACCAACACGUCUGCUCUCCCUGGAUACUUUCCGAGGGUUUUCCCUGACUGUGAUGGUGUUUGUGAACUAUGGUGGUGGAGGCUACUGGUUCUUUCAGCACGCACCUUGGAACGGUCUAACUGUGGCGGAUCUUGUCAUGCCAUGGUUUGUGUUUGUAAUUGGGACCUCAGUGGUUUUGGCUUUCAGUUCCAUGCAGAGGAGAGGAGUUAGCCGCCUGCAGCUGCUACGAAAAAUCACCUGGAGAACAGUCGUCCUCUUGCUGCUCGGCUUCUGCUUUCUCAACUACUCUCCCAAAGACGGACCACUGUCCUGGUCCUGGCUGAGGAUCCCAGGAGUGCUGCAGCGUCUGGGCUUCACCUACUUUGUUCUGUCUCUCCUGCAGACUUUCUGGGGCCAGAAAGAAAUCCCACUGACUGCGUAUAACUGGUGGAACCCGGUCCAGGAUAUUCUCCUUUACUGGCCACAGUGGCUGAUCAUCAUCCUGCUGGAGACUUUGUGGCUGUGCUUAACUUUCCUCAUGCCUGUCCCCAACUGCCCCACAGGGUAUUUAGGAGCCGGUGGAAUUGGCGAUAACGGGCUUUACCCAAACUGCACGGGAGGUGCAGCGGGAUACAUCGAUAGGUGGAUGUUUGGUGAUAACAUGUACAGAUACCCCACGUGCAAAGAAAUGUAUCGCACCACACAGCCCUUUGACCCAGAGGGGGUUCUGAGUACCAUCAACUCCAUUGUCAUUGGAUUUCUAGGGAUGCAGGCGGGGAAAAUUAUAAUUUUCUACAAAAAGAUGAAUGUCCACAUCCUGUGCCGAUUCCUAGUGUGGACCCUCAUCCUGGGAAUCUCCGCAGCCAUCCUUUCUAAGUGCACGCGAGACGGAGGAUUUAUACCUGUCAAUAAAAACCUUUGGUCGUUGUCCUAUAUCAUGUGUAUGGGCUGUUUGUCUUUCCUGCUGCUGGGAGGCAUGUUCUUUGUCGUCGACAUCAAGGGCUGGUGGGGUGGACAGCCAUUCAUAUACCCAGGGAUGAACUCCAUCUUUGUGUAUGUUGGCCACUCUCUCCUGGGCUUCUACUUCCCUUUCAGCUGGGAAAUGCGCUUCCAGCAGAGCCACUGGGAGUGGCUCUUUCAAAGCCUGUGGGGGACUGCACUGUGGCUGCUCAUCGCCUACCUGCUCUACAGGAAGAAAUUUUUCCUCAAAAUAUAAGCAGGAUAAUCCAUCCCACUUCUGUACAUUGUAUUAUUUUAUAUUUUCAUUUAAAGGCAGCCUCUAAAGCUAAUUUUAAA
Molecule: messenger RNA, 1930 nt
Organism: Haplochromis burtoni (Burton's mouthbrooder)
Lineage: Eukaryota; Metazoa; Chordata; Actinopteri; Cichliformes; Cichlidae
Exons: 18
Coding region: 57-1850 (597 amino acids)
Source: RefSeq, a predicted model, not a curated record